AUGUCCUGUUACUUCACCCAGUGCAGCCACCAUAUCUAUACAACAAUUAGUAAGUCAUUGAAUCCAUGUCAAGUGAUUCGAUUUCAACAUCUACGAAAUAUUGGUAUUUCAGCACAUAUUGAUUCGGGUAAAACCACACUCACUGAGCGGAUUCUGUUUUACACGGGACGAAUCGAUACUAUUCAUGAAGUUCGUGGAAAAGACAAUGUGGGUGCCAAAAUGGACUCGAUGGAGCUUGAACGUGAAAAAGGCAUUACCAUUCAAUCGGCAGCAACAUACACUUCAUGGAAAUCUCACGCCAUUAAUAUUAUUGACACUCCAGGUCACGUUGAUUUCACAAUAGAGGUUGAAAGAGCACUCCGUGUGCUUGAUGGUGCCAUUCUUGUUCUCUGCGCUGUUGGUGGUGUCCAGAGUCAAACCAUAACGGUUGAUCGCCAAAUGAAACGCUAUAAUAUUCCCCGUAUAUGUUUUAUCAACAAAAUGGACAGAGCUGGUGCCAAUCCGUAUCGUGUUAUUGAUCAAAUCCGAACUAAACUUCGUAUCAAUGCAGUACCAGUGCAAAUGCCUAUUGGUGUAGAAACCAAUCUUCAAGGCGUUGUUGAUCUUGUUUACAUGAAAGCGUAUAUUAAUCAAGGCGUUAAAGGUGAAACGAUUUCGGUUCAGGACAUCCCCGCUGAUCUGUUGGAAAAAGCUCAGACUAUGCGCAACACGCUCAUUGAAAGCAUUGCCGAUAUUGAUGAGACUAUUGGAGAUAUAUAUCUGAACGAAAACGUUCCGACACCAGAGCAACUGCGCGAUGCCAUUCGCCGUGUUACGAUUUCCCGCACUUUUGUUCCAGUAUUUAUGGGAUCUGCAUAUCACAACAGAGGCGUACAGCCUCUUCUUGAUGGUGUGUUGGAUUAUCUUCCCGCACCUCACGAGGUCGACAACCACGCUCUUGAUACAAAAGAAAAAGAAAAGCAAGUUGUACUCAGCUGCCAAUCUAACGUACCUCUUCUCUCACUUGCAUUCAAGCUGGAAGAAGGCCGGUUUGGACAACUGACAUAUCUGCGUAUCUACCAGGGCACCAUGCGUCGUGGUGAUUAUAUCACCAAUGUUCGUACUGGCAAGCGAGUCAAGGUUGCUCGUCUUGUCCGUAUGCACUCCAACGAAAUGGAAGAUGUAGAAUCUGUUGGAUCGGGUGAAAUCUGUGCACUUUUUGGUGUAGAUUGUGCCUCGGGUGAUACGUUUAGCAACGGAUCUAUGCAGCUUACCAUGACAUCUAUGUUUGUACCUAAACCAGUUAUUUCACUUUCAAUCACACCCAAAAGCAAAGAGUCUGCCAACUUUUCUAAAGCGCUUAAUCGCUUUCAACGAGAAGAUCCCACAUUCCGUGUACAUGUUGACCACGACAGCAAGCAAACCAUUAUUUCUGGUAUGGGUGAGUUGCAUCUGGAGAUCUACGUUGAGCGCAUGAAGCGAGAAUAUGGUGUCGAGUGCGCUACUGGUAAGCCACAAGUCGCAUUUCGUGAAACCAUUACUGCCAAGGUACACUUUGAUUACCUUCACAAGAAGCAAUCGGGUGGAUCUGGACAAUACGGUCGUGUCAUUGGAUACAUUGAACCACUUGCUGAAGAGGAUACUGGUGAAUUUGAAAAUCGCACUGUUGGUAUGAAUAUUCCAUACCAAUACAUUCCAGCCAUCGAAAAAGGAUUCUACGAAGCUUGUGAAAAAGGUUCACUUGUUGGUCACAAUGUCACAGGUGUACGAUUCGUUUUAGAAGAUGGUCAGGCACAUUUAGUCGAUUCGAGUGAAUUGGCAUUCCGUCUUGCUACCAUGUAUGCAUUCCGUGAAUCCAUCAAACAAGCCAAAGCUAUUGUUCUUGAGCCUAUUAUGGAAGUUUCAUUGGUUGCACCUGCCGAAUUCCAAGGGCCUUGUAUUGCAUUGCUUAAUCGACGCAAAGGUACCAUUCACAACUCUGAAGUUCGCGAAGAAUAUCUGGAAGUCACUGCUGAUGUGCCUCUUAAUGACAUGUUUGGAUUUUCCACUGAUUUGCGAUCCAUCACUCAGGGCAAAGGCGAAUUUUCCAUGACAUACAAGGAUCAUCAGCCAGUCAUGCCGUUUGUUCAAGAACAACUGGUCAAGGAGUAUCAGAUUGCCACUGGCCAUGCUCCACCUGCCUCGAAUAAAAAAUAA
Batrachochytrium dendrobatidis JAM81 is the source of this 2175-nucleotide messenger RNA. RefSeq lists its product as uncharacterized. NCBI's taxonomy places the organism in Eukaryota, Fungi, Chytridiomycota, Chytridiomycetes, Rhizophydiales. The transcript has 9 exons. Gene Ontology annotation, molecular function: GTP binding; translation elongation factor activity; GTPase activity. Gene Ontology annotation, cellular component: mitochondrion. Gene Ontology annotation, biological process: mitochondrial translational elongation. The coding region runs from base 1 to 2175 and encodes 724 amino acids. The record is from RefSeq and is a predicted model, not a curated record.